AUGGCUGCGGCCGCUGUCUUGGCUUCUUCCGAAAGCCUGAGAGGAAGCGCAUUCGCUUACCCUCUGACCCAGACCUCGACGACGACUGGCUGGGAUGAGACGUCCUUACGCCGGAAACUGCACCUGAUUUCCAGUAUUUGGAUUACAAGCAGGCAUUCGAGUCAUAAAACAUUAUACACUGGUGCAUCCAAGGAAAAGCAUCUGAUUUUGCCCGAUGUUUCACCUUCUUGGUAUCGCAGAUUACGACAUCUCGGCGAAGCAGGAGGAGCGGAAGCCCCUGCAGCUUACGCUGAUGACUCUUUCAGCUACGCUGUCCGCAAGCAAACCCCCGCACCUGAUGUUGAUUCCCUACCAACAACAAAAGAUGCUCCUCUGCGGAAACGCGAUUCUCCUGACGACUUGUUCUCCGACCCGUUUACACCAUCCUCAGCGAUCGACUUCGAGUGGCUAGAGAACGUCGUCCAAGCCGCUAAGAAGAAGAAGAAAGCUGGUGGUAACAAUAACAAUAACAACACUGGAAACGGCUCGGGCUGGGGCGAUGAGGGCAAAAGGGAAGAUACUAAUGCCAAUGGCGAUAACGGCGCCAACGGCGGUGACGCGGGUGGCGAUACUGGCGCUGGCGCGGCCGGCGACGGCGACGGCGACGGCGACGACAGCAAAGAUCACAAAGAUAACAAUGACAACGGCGGUGAUGGCGGCGGCGAUCCCGUUGAUGAUUGGGAUACUUUCACCACUGCCAAGACCAAAAAGAAGAAGAAGGGUGCCGCUGCCGCUGCUGCUGCCGAGCCAGACCCCGUUCCAAAGAUUCCAGACGCUGACUUUGGUGGCGAUGCCUUCCAGGAGAUAAAACUCGGUGAUGAUGGCGGAAAACUCGAUGUCGAUUUUGAAGCUUCAGACACAAAAAAUACUUUCGGAUCCUGGGGUACCAAGUGGACCACUGGCGGCAACUCCUGGGACUGGUCAGGUACUACUGGGGCUCCCGCUGAAGCAAAAAAGGAUGAUCUCGACUCAAACCCAUGGGGUAACACCAAGAAUUCUAAAAAGAAGGCAGGCACUUCUUUUGCUUUCGGUUCCUUGGAUGAAGCGGAUGAAGACAAGUCUGCUGAACUGUCUCCUACGAAAGAACCCGAUGGGGUUGGUUUCACUGCUGUCGGAAAGAAAGAAAAAAAGAAAAAAGCAACUAGUGCUUGGGGCAUGAGUCUUGUGGAAGAGACCGGAGAGACCGCAGCGAAAGAACCUAACGCCGACCCCUGGGGUUGGGCCACUGCUACUAAGAAGAAAGGCAAAACCGAUGAACCGGAGCCGCAGACGAAGCCAGAGCCUGCACCCGCCGCCGCCGCCGCCGACUGGAUGAUGCCGGCUUCUAAAAAAGACAAGAAAAAGAAGAAGGGUGCCAUCGAAAGCGAGGCAGAACCAGAGCCAAUACCAGAGCCAGAGCCGGAAAAGAAAGAAGAAGAGGCCUGGGACACCUGGGGAACUGCGUCCAAGAAAAAGAAGAAGAAGGGUGCGGCCUCGGAUGACGCUGCAGACCCAGACCCAACGCUCGUAAACGCCCCGGAACCUGAGAAAAAGGAAGAUGAUGUGUGGGGCUUUACUUCGACCAAGAAGGACAAGAAGAACAAGAAAAAGGCCGCCCUUUUUGAUGAUGCUGACCCAACCCCGUCCUCCUUUGCCGAAGACACCAAGAAAGCAGACAAUGGUGACGAGUUCUGGGACAGCUUUGGAAAAAAGAACGACGCGAAGGAAGUCCCCGAACCCAAAACCGAGUCGGAGGUCAUAGUUGAGAAGGAGGACAAAAAACAAGAAGACGACUUCUGGGCUACCAUGGGCACCACUAAGAAAGACAAGAAAAAAAAGAAGAAGGGUGUCGACCUAGAACCAGAACCCGAGCCUGCCUCCGUUCCGGAACCCGACCCCGUAGACUCUUGGGGAGGUUGGAGCGCUGCCGGCAAAAAAGACAAGAAGAAGAAGAGCGAUCUGAUCAAUCUCGACGAACAAGACAAUAAUUCCGAAUCUAAGGACGACACCAACCAAGACGACGACUUCUUCAGCUCAUUUGGUGCCGGCAAGAAGGAUAAAAAGGAUAAGUCAAACACUCUAUUUGAUACUACUGGUGAGACAUAUCCACUCAAAGACGUGCAGGAGGUAACUACAGAUAUGGGGGCCACUGUUGGUGAUACCUCAGCCUGGACGUCAAAGUUCAAGCAGAGCGAACGGAAAACCAAGGACCCCAUGACUGAUCCUCGUACCCCUGUGCAUAACCCCACUGAACUGGACUUUACUGAGCCUGAGGAUACACAAGCAGAAGCCGAACUUAAAUCGAAACCCAAGGAUGACAAGGAAAAGGAGCCGAAACUAAGCGCAAAGGAACUCAAGAAGCUUGAAAAGGAGAAAAAGAAGGCCGACAAGGAAAAAGCCGAACAAGAAGCCCGCGAUGCCGAAGAAGCCACCGAGGCAGCCCAAGAUGUCGCCAAGGAAGCCGAAGAGCAAGCCGCUCGCGAAGCCGAGGAAGCCGUCGCCAAGGAAGCCGAGGAAAAGCUACGAAUGGAAGAGGAAGAGAAGGCGCUGAUUCUGCAAGAGGAAGAAGAACUAGCAGCUCUAACUGUGAAGAAAGCCAAGAGGGGAAAGCUUUUGAAGAAGGAUAAUGAAAAGUUUAACCGUCUCACAGAAAAAGCUUUGGAGCGCGCCGAGACGCAGGCGGCUAAGGACGCGGAAGAGCUAGCGGCUAAAGAGGCAGAAGAGAUAGCGGCUAAAGAGGCAGAAGAGCUCGCUGCGAAAGAAGCUGAAGAGCAGGCUAUCCGCGAAACUGAAGAGCAAGAGGCGCGGAAAGCCGAGGAAGAAGCUGCCAAAAAUUCGAAAAAGAGUUCCAAAUUAAAAGAGAAGGAAGAAAAGAAGAGAGAGAAGGAACGCAAGGAAGAGGAGGAAAGAGAACGAGAAAGAGAGAGAGAAGAGACUGAAAAGCGAGAGAAAGAGGAGAAGAAAAGGGAGAAGGAGGAGAAGAAGAGAGAAAAGGAGCGUAAGGAAGAGGAGGAAGAGAAGAGAAAGGAGAGAGAAGAGACUGAAAAGCGAGAGAAAGAGGAGAAGAAAAGGGAGAAGGAGGAGAAGAAGAGAGAAAAGGAGCGUAAGGAAGAGGAGGAGAGAGAAAAGGAAAGAGAGAAGGAGAGAGAGAGAGAAGAAAAAGAGAAAAAAGAAAAGGAGGAUAGAAAGAGGGAAAGAGAGGAGAAGAAGAAAGAAAAAGAGAGAGAAAGGGAAGAGGCCGAGAAGAGGGAGAAGGAGGAGAAGGAGAAAGAGAAGGAAGAGAAGAAGAAAGACAAGGAAAAAAAGAAGAAGGCCAAGGAGGCUGACUCAGAAACUCAACUGUUUCCUGAAGAACUCAAGCCGGACGAAAUUGAGGAGCUCCUCUCUGCUCCGAAAGAUGCGUCGACGACUGACGCGUUUGAUUUUUGGGGCGUGUUACCCCAACGUCGAUCCAUGUACAAGGCAAAAUUACAUCUGCUGACAUCUGCGGUUCUGGAAGAUGCCACUGAGGACGCCGAUGUUACAUCCCUUUCCAAGGCAAAUGACACAACUUCAUUGAAGCGUAAGCCUAUCGGAGGCAAAAUUGCCGAUAAACUCAAGUCUUUUGAAGCUGCCAACGAGGAAGGGGCUAUCCCGGUACCGCCGCCUCCAACAUCUCCACCCAAGGACGUGAAUCAGAAAGACAAGAAGAAGAAGUCCAAGAUUGUCGAGGUUGUUGAGCCCCCCGUUUCUUCAUCAAGGAAGAGUCGCAAGGAAGCCGGCAUCCCCGGAAGCUUUCCCAUCGACGAUGAGGAUCCAGACUUCGUUGUUGCUGACACCAGUCCCUUCACGGACAAGAAGAAGAGCAAGAAGAGCAGAUUCAAAGCUUACGACGAAGCCUCACCUCCUCCGCCACCCGUUCCUGAUGCACCACUGACACCGCCACCUGAGAAACCUUCUCGAAAAGAACGCCCUAAGAUAAGCCGCGAUGGCUCGUCGUCAUGGGGCGCAUGGGGCACGUCGAGCUCUCGCAAAGACGAGCGCAAGGAUGAGCGCCGAUCAUCCAAGUCCAAGACCGAACGGUCAUCCAAGCGAUCUGGCGAGAAGUCGUCAUCAAAGGGCUCAGGGUCGGGCGACGAGAAGCCUGAGAAGUCUGAAAGGCCCUCCAAGACGCCUUCCAGGUCGCGCGGCUCCGCUGCCGUUAGCACGCCGCCCAUUUCGCGAUCGAUGUCUACACGCGACAAAAAAGCCAACGGCGGCCACUCUUCACGCCGCCAUUCUGUAGGUGCGCAUGGCAUGGCUUCGCCGCCGCCCGAGGAGACGCCCGACAAGGCGGCCAAGAUUCUCGGCAUCGGCAAGUCUUCUAGCAAGAGACGCCCGAACCGCGAUGAUCCAGGAAUUGCCAUGAGUGGUGCUCUGGAUCCCGACGCCGCAAGAGUAGACCGCCGUCGAAGCAGAAAGCUCCCGGACGAGGAUAUCGUCAUGGUAGAUGCUGGUGGUCCCUCGGAAACGCCUCUUAAGCGUGGCAAGAAGUCCGGAUUUUCUGGUCUUUUCAGUGGUCUGAUGUCCAAGGGAAAAGCCGAAGUGACGGACGACGGCGAAGCCAUGGAGACUGAUCGUGAUACUCGUCGCAGGAGUAAGCGGAGCACCGGUAGUGACGGCUCUAAGGAGGAUGCUCGCCGCGCUAAAACGCGCAAGCGCGAUGAUGAAGCCAAGCUGGACGAUAAGGAGGCACGCCGUGCUGAGCGGCGUGCUCGCAAGCAGGAGGAGGAAGAGCGCCGCGAUCGUGAGGACCGCGACGCCCGCCGAGCAGAACGCCGACGCCAGCGCAAGGAGAAGGAGGCUGCAGCCAUGGCGGCCGAGAUGGAGAAUCCAGACGUGGAUCGCGAUGUCAAGAGGGAACGCCGCAGGUCGCGUCAGGUAGACGGCGUUGAAGACGAUGCCGAGCGUCGACGCCGCCGGGAAGCUCGUCGCGAAGCUCGCACUGCCACCGAAGAGGGUGGCAGGCGAAAGAGCAGCCGUCGCCCAAGUGAAGAUGAGCAUGUUUACCCGCACAAGGACCGUCGUCGUGACAAGGACAGGAAAGGCGCAAAUUGGCCGCAUUCAGGUACAUCAUCUUGGGUGAAGGAGCACUCUGAUGCGCCUCCACCGCCAGAUGGUGGUGACGGGAAUAAUGACCAGGCUCGGCGUGAGCGACGCGCCCACCGUCGUGCCAAGCAAGCUGGUGAAGCUACCGCCGACGAAGCCGACGAUGAGAGACGCCGGCGCAGAAAGGAGGAGCGCCACCGGGAACGCCGCGUACCUGCCUCGGAUGCAAGCGAGGAGCGCCAAACAAGUCGUCGCAACUCGGCAUAUGUCGAGCCGCCUGUGCGGACGAGCUGGUGGAAGAAGAUUACCGGGUAA
Messenger RNA from Beauveria bassiana ARSEF 2860, 5400 nucleotides. RefSeq lists its product as uncharacterized. The record is from RefSeq and is a predicted model, not a curated record. The transcript has 3 exons. Bases 1 to 5400 code for a protein of 1799 amino acids. NCBI's taxonomy places the organism in Eukaryota, Fungi, Ascomycota, Sordariomycetes, Hypocreales, Cordycipitaceae.